Molecule: messenger RNA, 699 nt
Organism: Brugia pahangi
Lineage: Eukaryota; Metazoa; Nematoda; Chromadorea; Rhabditida; Onchocercidae
Source: the annotation of a GenBank genome assembly
AUGAGUUUUUGGGGUAAUCUGCAGAGACAUGAUAAUUCAAAACGGAAUAAGAGUCCUGUUGAGAUGUUUGAACGGAAUAAUGUUAAAGCGGAAUCAUCAAAUGUUCCACGACUGAAUAUGAAUCAUGGAUUUAUCAAAAGUAUUGUGAGGAAUCAAAUUGACAGGGAUGAAUAUGAUAAAUUGGUAUCAGAAAGGAGUGUCGCAGCGUCAUAUCGCCAUCUAGAGAGGUCUAGGAAAACAUGUGAUCCACUGCUGCUGUAUAUACCCCCUCAUCUACGUAGUAUUAAUGUGAAAACCACGAAGAAUGAAGAAAAUUCUAAUGUAAAAAAUGAGAAAGAAAAACUGCGUAAGGAAAUUAGACAGCGUCUAAUGGAACAGAUGGCAAAAGAAGAACAUGAAAGAUUACAAAUGACUGCAGAAACAAUGAUUCCUAGUUCGGUUUUAGUAAAGCGAAAUGCAGACACAAAAAGACAUUCAGAUCCUGCUACUAUUACUGCAACUCCUGUGCGAAAUGAACCGCUCUUCAAGCUUAAUAUUCAUGGUCAAGAUGGUAAUCCAGUUGAGCAAAUUGUACAUGCGAAUGAUAACAGUGCACGCGUGGCUAAAGCUUUAACACGACAGCUUGAACUUACUGAUAAUCAGUGCCGUUUGCUACGAAAUCGAAUUGAAGAAGAAUUGGAAAAACGUUUGGCUAUUUGA